Cyclopterus lumpus (lumpfish) is the source of this 5154-nucleotide messenger RNA. It is a transcript of the gene ccnj, whose product is annotated as cyclin J. Gene Ontology annotation, molecular function: cyclin-dependent protein serine/threonine kinase regulator activity. Bases 3349 to 4455 code for a protein of 368 amino acids. The record is from RefSeq and is a predicted model, not a curated record. Gene Ontology annotation, biological process: regulation of cyclin-dependent protein serine/threonine kinase activity; mitotic cell cycle phase transition. Gene Ontology annotation, cellular component: cytoplasm; cyclin-dependent protein kinase holoenzyme complex; nucleus. Lineage: Eukaryota; Metazoa; Chordata; Actinopteri; Perciformes; Cyclopteridae. The transcript has 6 exons.
AUGAAUUGUGAAUGUAAAAAAAAAAAAGAAAAUGGUCCCCACAAUCCUCGUGAUAGAUAGUGGAGAGAGUGUUAUGUUGUGUCUCCUUGUAAAUAAAAGCGGCCUGGCAAGCCGUUUGUUGCCCUCUACCUGCACUGUGUCAGAUUCAGAUGUUAGGACCAGAUGUGCCCAUUUCAGUACAGAAGACGUUAAGCUAUUAAAUCGUUAUGCAGAAGCUUGAGUGAAAACACACGCGGAUCAGCCUCUGAACAUAAGGCACUUAAAAGUCAUUUGAGUGAGAUUAGAGGCUCCUGAUUAAAAAAGGGGAUGGACAUAUAUUUAGUUUUGUACAAUUUAAAUCUAUAAAUUAUGUAAAAUCUCUGAUCAGUCUGCAGUCCUUAUUUCAGUUUUUGUCAAAAUAUAGCCGUAUUCCAUAAUCACAAAUUAAGUGAGCAGAGAAAACUGAGAGAAGAAACUGGGUGGGAGAGAAGUUAGUUAAACAAAGGAGCAAUGACAACAAACAUAUUUGAUUUCCCCUUUUCAAGCUCAGUUAGUUUGCUGAUUCUCAAGCAUGUGCUGUGUUGCUAUACUGAAUUUACAGUAAUUAAUAAUAACAAUAAUACCCAUUAUCUGGCAAAACACUUAGGAACCCUCAGGGGUUGUCAUACAGUUCACAAAUCACAUAAACAUACAAUGACAGGCUCUUCGAAUUUGUAACAUUUUAUUUCCAUAAAAAAAGAUAACAUAUUAGAAAUAAAGCAAGCUAGUUUAGAGUAUUUUUAUCAGUUUUUUUACAUUACAUCUACUGUAGCCUACCACUGACAUCAUUUUUCUAUGAUAAUGAUAGAUUUGGAGAUGGAGCCCAUUGGACAACGCCUAGGUGAUAGCUGUUAAAAAUUAACAAAGCUGGGAGUCACAAACACCGACUUGAUUAUUCUGAGGGCGUGGCAACUCAAAACAGUUGAGAACCACUGUUUUAGAGUCAUGUGGUAAGUCAGUUUAAUGUGUCAUUUGUACUUACUUCUACUGCUCACAUGGCCCCAAAGAUAACAUGCACAUGUCACUUCUUGUACUAGUAAAAAAUGACUAUGCAUAUGGACUCGGUUUGUCGUUAAAUCUUAUGUGAGACUCCACAUGGGCAGAGUGACCUUUGUGCUGCCAACAACUUGCAACAGAGACCUCCCCAAAAAAGGUAAGGUAUAAAGAUGAACAGUUGUGUCAUCAAAGACUAUAAAUCAAUGGUUCACAUUAAGAAACCGGGUGAGUCAUUCGAGAUCUUUUACCGUCACCAACGCAACUGAGCAGAAUAUUUCAUAUAUAACAUAAAACAAACCCAAAAGAUUGUGUUCCUCGCAUGUGCAAACUCCGAGGAGGAUGACACACAGCCAGUACUGAUCCAGUGUAAUAUCAAUAACUGACACGCCGCUUGCAUCCCCUACUUCCUUUAUGGAGAAAGCCGAGCAGUGGGUUGUCCACAUUUAUGUGCAAGUCAAUGGGCUGCCCUCCACUCAGGGCUCUGCAUGACACCAGCGGGGAGAAAAGCACAGCCACCUUUUCCCUCCCCUCCACGCAGGGUGCCAUUUGUUCGGCCCAUUGAGGACGAGACGACCCACCACCUCGACUGCUUCUGCCACCGAGCAGUCAGCAUUACCAAUCCUCUUAAGACCCCAUCCCCCCACCUCACCCCUCCCUGCAUGCAUGCAGCCACAAUCCCUGGACUGCUCUAUUUUGUUAUUAUCUAAGCACCACAUGGAACCACUAUGAUGUCUUUGCACCAGAGUGCUCCCUACAGAACAUUACAGGCUUGAAGAGAAGGUAAGUUUUUGCUCUAGAAAAAAAGACAGGGCAGCCAUUGUAACACCGAUGUCACUUCGACCUAUUUGGGUCAAAUUGAACUGUGCUAUGCUGCGCUGCGCUGCUGGGGCAAACUGACCCACUUUGAAUUUGUACCACACAAAAAAUGACUCAGUGACCCAGACACACGUGUGUUCUUUUUUUCUUCUCCCUUUUGACAGAUUUGGACCAUGUUAUAUUCAAUGCACGCAACAUGUAUGUGAGUUGCAGUCCGUUACAAAAGUUUUUUUUUUCACUUUGUACUUUGGGGAAACAGAUAUACUCUCACCAUUGUCAUGAUGAGAUGAGCUGAGGGAUGCUCAGGGUGCCUCAGGGUUAAUGCGAGAGAACAAGGCAAAUGGGGACAGUGACAGAUGUUUUUUUUCCAAAUGACAUGUACUAAAGAUAAGAUAUCAAUUAAAAACAAUGGGAUGUCUACAGCCUCACACCCAAAGCUUGUGUCAGUUUAUUCCAGGAUAGUCAUUAUUUAACAAUCAAGGUAUGGUGUGGCUGAGCUUGAACCUUAAUAAAAGAAUAUAUAUAUAUAUAUAUACUGUAUAUAAGACGUAUAAUCAGGCCUAGGGUAAAUCCCUGCCAUUCACUAUGUUCUGUGGACCCCAGGAAGAUAAGCGUUUAUGUUUAUCACAUCCUACAAAAUAUAACUUGACAUCAAAUUGCAGAGAAUAGAGUAUAGAGAUGUUACUUUUCCGUGGAUUUUAUUUCCACAUAGUCCUAAAAAGUCCCAAAAUGUCCCAGUUUCAUUUGAUAUCUUACAUUCUAUUCUAUGGAAUUGCAGUGCAGAAAGAAGGCCUACCAGUGAACUGUUUGAUUUGACACCAUCACCACAAUUUUAAAACCCUGAGUCUCUCACACACAACCAUUUAACGGGUGACGUCAGUAAAUCCUUGAGGGCUCAGGGUUUAAAGCCUUAGGGGGGAGGGGGGCAUUGGGAUUGAGCCUGCGUCCUCACCAGUUCUAAUUCCCCAUGGUUGGCUUCUGGCUGCAUCGGGCCAGUUGAUUGGAUGUUGGCGACAGGGGGAUGCUUUCAAGUGUUAAUCGGAAACGUUGUACUUUUGACCCAAAAAAAACGAACUUUCUGUUUGAAAGUGAGAUUCUACCAAAACUGAGAAAACCAUUUUCAACAACGAAUCAAGUGGGCACGACGGCAUUUGCAACUGAGUGGCAUAGACAAGAUUGAACCGUGGUAAUAUGUGACAUCAAUGUAGUCUUAUAGCAAACAAUGUUAACCAUAAACAUCUGUUUUACCACAAGUACCCCCUACACUUUUUCCAACACAACUGUACGGCUUUUUGUUGGUCGUCCCUGCGCACGCAACUUGAAAUGAGUGUUUCCGGGAGCACUCGAACGCAACAGGGGGUGCUCGCUGAACUCGUGCUGAGCCAAACAGCCUCACAGACUACAACAAUGACGAGUGCGAGCAUGUCCGGCUAGUUUGAAUCGAAGGUGUACUUCAGUGAAACUGCCGGUUAUAUCUCCCGCAUGUUCACAUUGGGGGUUGCCAAAGCACUGUGAUAAAUGGAGCUAGAGGACCAAUGGUGGAAAGGACAACUCGCUGCAGACAUUUACCAGGCGCUACGAUACAAAGAGCUCAAGUUGCCAUCCUACAAAGGCCAGUCCCCUCAGCUCAACUUGAGGCGAUACUUUGCAGACCUCAUAGCCAUCGUCAGCAACCGCUUCCGUCUGUGUCCCGCAGCCAGACACCUGGGGGUCUACUUGCUGGACCUCUUCAUGGACCGCUACGACGUCACAGUGCAGCAGCUUCACAUGGUCUCCCUCUCGUGUCUUCUUUUGGCCAGUAAAUUUGAGGAAAGGGAGGACCGGGUGCCCAAGCUGGAGACCCUGAACAGCCUGGGCUGCAUGAGCUCCAUGAACCUGGUCCUGACUAAGCAGGGUUUACUUCACAUGGAGCUGCUUCUAUUGGAAACCUUCCAGUGGAACCUGUACCUCCCUACGGCCGCUCAUUUCAUAGAGUACUACCUGUCUAUUGCCGUCCACGAGGGAGACCUCCAUGACGGCUGGCCAAUGACCUGUCUGUCGAAGACCAAACUGUACAUGGCCAAGUAUGCCGAUUACUUCCUGGAGGUUUCCUUGCAAGAUCACGGGUUCUUGUGUUUUUCCCCCUCACUGGUGUCCGCUGCGUGCGUGGUCACCUCCCGCCUCGUUCUCCACCUGUCCCCAACAUGGCCGCCACGACUGCAGCACCUCACCGGCUACACGUGGGAGAACCUGGUCCCGUGUGCCGAGAAGCUACUCAUUGCACAUGACGGUGAUGUCAAAGAGGCCAACAAGCAGAAGUGCCAGCAGCCCGGCCAGCAGCAGCAGCAGCAGCAGCAGCAGCAGCAGGGCCAGGCAGUGUACCACGGUUCAGGCCAGACGGGCACCAUGGCCCAGUACCUGCACCGGCCCAGCAUGCAGUAUCCCCAGCAGGCUCCGCCGCAGCCGGGCCUGGCCCAUAACCACAGGCCCACCUCCUACCUCAGCCACUCCGCCACCGGCCUGCAGUCUCCCAAUGUCAACGCGCAGGCCAUCGGUGCCUCGCAGGAUCCAAAGUCCAGCAUUCCCAACAGGGCUUACCAAGUCAGCAUGCACUACACCUGCGCUGCCCCGUGCUUCGACAGAUGAUGGACUUUCUCAGGAUGUAGUCCUUUUUUUUUUUUUUUUUCGGGAGGAAGACUUAAGAGAUGGUGAUCUGUUUCUCUUGAACAUAAUGCAAUGCACCAAAGAAGAAAAAAGUGUUUUUAAUUUGGAGAGACUUGAUCAGAUUGGUACUGCACUUUGACCCACAAGGUGUACGCAACGUGCAAUAUGCAUGCUCUGCAGUCAUUGUCUGGGUAAAGCCUGCGUUAGGAUUUCUGUUUGUUUGAGAUAUCGGGUAUAAAUGUUGUCGCGAGGUGGGCUAGAGGCAGAGUUUGCACCACUGUACCCACUAAUGUUGCUGUAUAAUUUAGCUACAGACCAAAAGUCUUUUAUUUAUUUGAGCCAAAUUACCUCAAAAGUAUUGAAUGUACGAAAUACCUCAUGCCUUUAGCCUUUAAGUUUAAGGCCAGUUACAAAAAAGGGACUUGGUUUGUGGUUGAGAUUGGAGAGCACAGUUUUUGGAGGUGUUCUGUUCCUCAAACUUUUCCUUUUUCCUUUUCUUUUUUUUUUUUUUUUGUGUGAUGAGUGUCGUUCUUUAAACUGAGGGAAAUAAAGUCUCCUAGAUGUCACAAUUUGUUUGCGGAGAAAACGGUUGCGCUUCUCUGCACCGAGGAUUUCAGUCAGUGCUGUGCACUUCUAUGAUAGUUUUAAAUAAAAUACAAAUCUGUGUUGGUUGGACUGCGA